Gymnodraco acuticeps is the source of this 2334-nucleotide messenger RNA. RefSeq names its product bone morphogenetic protein 15 (gene bmp15). Gene Ontology annotation, cellular component: extracellular region. The coding region runs from base 154 to 1449 and encodes 431 amino acids. Gene Ontology annotation, molecular function: cytokine activity; growth factor activity. Gene Ontology annotation, biological process: SMAD protein signal transduction; BMP signaling pathway. The record is from RefSeq and is a predicted model, not a curated record. The transcript is spliced from 2 exons. NCBI's taxonomy places the organism in Eukaryota, Metazoa, Chordata, Actinopteri, Perciformes, Bathydraconidae.
AAUUGGGUUCGCCGUCAAUUUCAGGAAGUUGAUAGUCAUGUCUAAAACGGCCAGAGGACAGGCGAGCCUGUAAAUCAGAAAAGUUGCCAACUUUAGCCUCUUUUGGUGGAGCUCACUAGUAGCACCAGAGGUUUUUUAUAUAUUUAUCCCAAAAUGAAGGCGACCGGUGUGUGCCUCCUGUCCUGUUUUAUCUUCCUCUUGUACUCCACCUGCACCGGGGUGUUGGCCGGAAAGAACAUGGCCUCCCAUCGCCGCACACCGAAGAGAAACCGGCGGAGUCAACAGAGCUCCUCGAGGCACAAAGGCGCGCACCACCGGCCGCUGACGCACGAGCAGAAAGCGGACCAGAACCUGCAGUUCAUGUUGAGUCUCUACCAAAGCGCUGCAGAACCGGACGGCAGGCCCAAACAGCACCGGAAGUUCGGCUCCAACACGGUGCGACUCCUGAGACCCUCCGCGACCUCGGUGCACUACUUGCCGGCCUCCAGAGAUUACCACUACAGCUUCACAGUCCAGUACAACCUCGACACUCUUCCCUCGGAGCAGCUGAUCAGAGCCUCGUUCAUCCACCUCCGCUCUUCCUCUCCCUCCUCCACUUCCUCCGCCUCCUCUCCCCGGGCCUCUGAGCCUCCGCGCUGCAGGGCUCAGAUCACCUCGCUGGGCAAAGACAGCGUUGUGACACUGGAGCCCCACGAAAGAUGGUCUGAAACCGACAUCACCGCUCACCUGCAGCAGAGGAAACAAAAUGGCGCCGGGGGCCACCUCACCCUCACCGCCCGGUACUGGUGCACCGAGCCUUGGAAGGAAGACGGCAGGUACUCGUCGUGGUGGCUGAGUCUUCGAGGGGGGAAAAGAUGGCGAGGGGCGCUUCACCUGGAUGUCCCGGCUCUUCUUUUGUACCUGGAGCAGGAGCGGGAUGUGAGGGAUUACCUGUUUGAGGCAAAAGGUGAAGAAGUCAUGAAGCGACUGCAUCACUUUCAUCCUUCUUUCAGCCGCCAACGACGAUCCAAAGAACUCCCGUCUUCAGACACAUCAGUGGAUGUCCUGAAGAACUCCCCAACGUCCUCCUCGUCUUUCUCCAACGCCCCUUCGUCCUCCGCCGACUUCCCCAACGAGAAACGUAAAACCAGCAUGCCGAAGAACCACUGCAAGCUGCACUCGUUCCGCCUCUCCUUCGAUGAGCUCGGUUGGAGGAACUAUAUCGCGCCGCCGGUGUACAACCCGCGUUUCUGCCAGGGAAACUGCCCGAGGUUACUGACGUACGGCUUCCAGUCCCCGAGACACGCCAUCAUCCAGACCAUCAUCAACGACCAGGGCGUGGGGGAUUUACCGCCUUUAUCCUGCGUGCCUUUUAAGUACAUGCCCAUUAGCGUGUUGGUGGUGGAGAAGAAGAUUGUGGAGUACAAGGAGCUGGAGGACAUGGUGGCCGAGUCGUGCACAUGUCGCUGAACACUCGCACUGAAAGACUACAAGAAGGGAGGGCAGAUUUGGCGGGUCAGUCUUUGAUCUACUAACCAUAAUGAGCUCGAGACUGAAGCAGGAAGUCGUUGUGGUUUCAGAUCUUCCCCGUCCCUGUGAAAGCACUUUAAAAAGAAGAAGAAGCAGCCGCGAGAGGAUUUACUGGUGUUCCUUUUGUUCUGUAGAGCACUGGGAAAAGUUGUGAGUGUGCUGUUUGCAAUAUUUAUAAUGUCACUUAUGUAUUUUUCCUAGGGAGCUGAUGAAUGUGGAAGCAUUUUAAGCUACUUGAGUGUAAUUUAACAUGCUAAACCUAACUUCCAGGGUAAUCUGAUACAAUUGAUUAAACAUCAGGGGUACCUAUUUUAAGAAAAAUGAUCCAUCUUCAACGUCUAACCUCAAACCACAGCCAUGUAAUGAUUUUGUUUUUCUUGUGCCUGUUUAUAUAUUCGUCUUUUGUUCUUCUGCAUCGUUCUUUUACAAAACCUGAUCUGUGUUUCUUCUUCAGAGCCAGAUUCUCCCAAAAAAAUAGUGUAAAAAACAUUUCUGGAUAUAAUGUGAUGGCAAUGAUUGAGGCCACUGAGUUUAUGCGCUAUAAAAAAGUAUUUUAAAGGACAAAGUUACCGUUAAGGCCUUGUGACGUCGUACUUUUGCUGUUUACAGUCAUAACUUUUCCAUUUUGUAUGUAUUUAUAAACUUAAAAAAAAGGCUGUUAUUGGCUGAACUGUCUUAGAAAAAAAACAUAAAAUUAAAGAUUAAGAAAAUAUAACUGUUGAAUGUUAAGAACGAUAAACGGUAAUGUUGGAGUGGAAAGGAAUGCAAUUUUUAUUACCAGUGAAUAUGAAUUAUGAAAUAAAAUGCAUGUUUUCUAAAACCUAA